Molecule: messenger RNA, 2367 nt
Organism: Sporisorium graminicola
Lineage: Eukaryota; Fungi; Basidiomycota; Ustilaginomycetes; Ustilaginales; Ustilaginaceae
Exons: 1
Coding region: 1-2367 (788 amino acids)
Source: RefSeq, a predicted model, not a curated record
AUGGUCAAAACUACUACGCUACUUCUUCUGCUUUGGCAGGCAUCCGCAUGCCUCGCUGGAUCGAAGCGGCCUCAUCGCCAGAUCCCAUUUUCGUAUCCAACCUCGUCUCCGACACCAGCUUCUUCCUUCGAUCUUGCCUACGAAGAAGCGCAAGAACUGUACGCCAAUGCCGCCUAUGUCGAGGAUGACGAUCCAUCUCCCGUUCCAUCGCUUCGGCUCUCGCAUUCGGGUCUCUACAUUAAUCAGGCGCAUCCUCCGUCAGUCGUCCACCGUCCCGAUCAUUCCAACCAGACCGACCCCUUCCAACCUCAGCCACUCGUCGUUCACUUCGACCCAACAUUGUACGGCGCGGCAAGCGCAAAGGCGUCGCUAGGCCCCGUUCGAUUGAGAACAAGAGACCAAGUUAUGCUGCACUGCGGCAAAGGCUUCGGCGGCAUCGAGGCGUGCGAGCGCGACGAUCUCAACCUAUCUCCUCCCAGUCAUGUUUCCCCUCCGAUAUCGCAUCCUGCAGAACCAGCUGCAACAUGGAUCCAUGCGGCCACAAGCGCUCUGGACUGCGAGGCAGGUCCUCAAUCGCUGCUGCCAGACGGUCGCUUCCAUCUCGAUGAGCGUUCGUGUCCCGGCUGGUCAAAAUAUUGGCAGUCGAUCGAGCAGACACGCAAGGAUUCCUCGCGCGAAGUCCUGCAGAGCUUUGUCGUCACCGUCAAGCUCGACAAGCUGCCCUCGUCGGACGAAACCACGUCCUCGAAAGGCGACAAGGCAGAGCAGCACGUCGAGCAGUUUUGGGUCGGACAUUUGCAUCUGCAAGAGUCGCGUGCGUCUUGGCCUCUUGCCGGCAAUGCACGCGACAGGCGACCGGGUCAAGAGGACAGGACGUGGCAUCCAGACGAUGUCAAUCGCAUCGCCGGUGCUAUGGAGAAUCCGCUCAUUCCCAAGUCGUCGCGCUACGUCAACGACCGCAACUUUGGCGUUUUUGUCGACCAAUCGGCAUGGACGCUCGGUGUUCAGAUCAAGAUCCCCAUGAGCAUCACCAACCCGCGCGAUGACGAUCAAGAGGACGCCAAGAAGCAUCCCGAGCAUGUCCACAACAAGCUCAAGACAAGCAUGGUGCUUCCUCCCGAAGAGGUCUUUGCGCCCGUGUCGGGCCAGGUCGUGUGGGCGAGAGAGUACGUGUUCCGCAGGCCGCCCAUCUACGGUCCUGCAGCCGGGGACAACGACGAAGCAAGCUUUUGUCUCAUGAUCCGUGACGAGUGGUCCAUCGUGUACCAGAUCUUUGGCAUCGACCAAGCCACCGUCACGGUGCAGGAAGGCGAGACGGUGCUUCGUGGAGACGUGCUCGGCCACGCUUUACGCGAAGGGCUGUCCAUCGAGCCUCCGUCCACCGAGCCGCCGGCGGAUCAUGCCACGUUCAAGCCGGACCAGGAAGUGUCGUACUACCCCUACCGCUACCGAACGUUGCAGGUGCGUGUCUCUCGACCCGAUCCUAGCUGGGACGAGUGGAAGGGUCCCGACGAGGAGGGGUGGCGGUACUUCCACCCUCUGCACGCCUUCACCGAGGGCAAAGACUAUCGUUCGGCGAUUACGCCGUACGGCUCGCCGACGAUCGUCUACUUUGCCAAGCCUUCGACGGAUCCGCUCAACAUCCCGCCGAACGCGUAUGCAACGAGCAACGACUUCUGGACCCCCACUCUGCAAGGACCCACCGAGAUCAUUGUCGGCUACGAAUACUUCCAGCAGACACCUGGGGAUCCCGGCGACGGCAUGGACAACCUGGCCAUCUACGCUCUGGACAUUGCCUUCAAGAAGAAGCUCGACGGGCAGAGGGCGCCUCAGCGGGGGAUGGAGUGCGAUCUGGGUGGCGAGACGGAUCCGAGCGGUACGGCCGAGCAGGACAAGAAGUACUGGCGAAAUGUCUUUGAGCAUGCCAAGCUGCCCAACAACUGGUCUGGUUCUUUGCCGCCAGCCUCGGCCACGUCCGUCCAUGCGACUGCGACUGCGAAUGCGAAUGCGACUGGGACCGUGGCUUCUGCUGGUCAGGGCAACGCGACGGUCCGCGACGAUCCGGGCCGAGAGAAAAGCUACCGCUGGACCAGCAAGCUGUUCUCGCACUACGUGGCCGCCUUCUCGUACGGCCGCUUCUUCCCCGAAAAGAUCACGAGCCAGUUCGACGAGAAGGAGAAGCGCCUGUACUACUCGGCGGCGCGGACCGUCCGCGGCGAGCCCAAGAUCGACGGCGCCUUCAACGUCCAGAGCAUCAUCGACCAGGACGGCGAGGACGGAGGACGCGGCAAGUACAGGCUCGUCGUCCGCGCAAGAGACUACUGGGGCAAUGUCGGGUGCAUUGCGUCGGACGUGAUGCUCACGUGA